Messenger RNA from Cladophialophora psammophila CBS 110553, 2346 nucleotides. Its product is annotated as histone-lysine N-methyltransferase SUV420H. Gene Ontology annotation, cellular component: nucleus. Lineage: Eukaryota; Fungi; Ascomycota; Eurotiomycetes; Chaetothyriales; Herpotrichiellaceae. The transcript has 2 exons. The record is from RefSeq and is a predicted model, not a curated record. The coding region runs from base 1 to 2346 and encodes 781 amino acids. Gene Ontology annotation, molecular function: protein binding; histone H4K20 methyltransferase activity.
AUGGCUCGGGGGAAGGGCGCCGCAGAGCCUGAAAAGACCCAGAGGCUUUCCCUUGCUGAGCUGGCCGCUCAUGACGACGUGUGCUCAGACGUCAUGGUAGAUAAUGCUUAUUACAAGUCAAGAAUCCGAAAGAAUCGCACCAAACAUAUCCCAAUCCGCGGCAUCAAGGAAGAUGAAGUCCCCCGGAUCCUCCUGCACAAGGUUAUUGUCGACAAAGAUGUGAAGGCCGCGGAGAAGGCUCUUCUCGCCCUCCCCGGCUUGAAGAGAUACAAGAAGAGUUUGCGCAGCAAGGCUGAGCAAGAGCAUUUCUUGCAGCACCUCAGAAAGUACAUAGAUAUGUACCAGACCGAUUGUGCUUGGGAAGUGUCUACCACUAAUCGCUACACCAUCACCACUUACGAAGCCGCUGUCACGGCCAGGAGGCGUAUCAGACAGGGGGACACCAUAAAAUAUCUCACCGGCACCCUUGUGCCUCUCACCAGCGAGGAAUCGGCCGACUUGGACUUGACGAAUCGCAACUUCAGCAUCGUUGUCUCCAGUCGCAAGAAAAAUUCAUCCAUCUUUUUGGGUCCUGCCCGUUUCGCCAACCAUGAUUGCGAUGCAAAUGGUCGUCUUGUUACGCGUGGGGAAAAUGGUAUGGAGGUGGUCGCCAUGAAGAAUAUUGAGGUCGGUAACGAGAUCACUGUCUCAUACGGCGAUGAUUACUUUGGGCCCGGCAAUGUUGACUGCUUGUGUCAUACAUGCGAACAACUCGAGCGAAAUGGCUGGACAUCUAAGGCUGGUAUCCUUGACACUCCUAGUCGCACUUCCACUCCACAGCUUGAACCUCAAACAGCAACUCAACCCCGCGGCCUGAAGCGGAAAAGAGACUCAAAUGCCUCCCCCGCAUCGUCCGUACCUCCUAUAUCAAAGCAUGCUAAGAUCAUGCAGUCCCCGUCUAAAUUGCAGCAAUCCUGGACGCCAUCAGACAGUCCAGAUGCGGAGACACCGCAACUUUCAAUCGAGCGAAAAUCCGAGCCGAUCGAGAGUUUGCGAGCUGCGGCUUCCAGGGAGGUGGCAGCACUCUCGCCGCCUCAUAGCCCAGCGCGAUCAGAAGUACACGAUUCUGGAAAGUCAAGUCAGCCUGAACCAGAGCCGUCGGCUCCGGUAGAUGCUACAGAUCAAGCACCUGAGCCGCGGCAGAAGCCCCCCGGUUCGUUGAAAGCGCAGACGAAUCAUGGGGAAAACAAGAUGGCCACCAAUCUGCUAUCCAAUAUAUCAUCACGUGUUCCACUAUCUCCGGCACCGACCUCUCCUUCUAGUCAUGGUUCUGCAACCGAGGCGAGCGUAUUAAGUCGGUCAAUUUCUCGGGCUCAGGCCACCCAUACCGCUGUCACGAUCAAGAUUGAGACUGUUGAAACAACCAAGAUAGAGGAAGACGAGGAUACAGUCAUCGUCAUGCCCUCCAGACGAAAAUCUUUGCAAACCAGUGUGGCUCACCAAACGCAAGAACAAGAUCAGCAGACGGGCAUGAUCGCCGAAAGCGUGGCAUUGGCUGUGCCUCAAGCGGUUUCCACUCUAUCUACCACAACGAUUAGUAAAGAAGUCCGCAGAGUCGAGUCGUCCGCUUCUGCAGCCGCAGAAGGCAGCGUGCUCCCAUCCAUAGAGCCGAUGAGUACCUCCACCACCGUGGCCACAUUGACGGUCCACCCAAUGACUGGCACCAUCCGCAUUGCUGGCGACUACAUCCUCACCCGCAAAUUACUCGCUCAGCCUCAUGAUCGCUGGGUACAAUGCCACAACGACAAAUGUCUUGGAUUCUUCAUCCAACCCAACGGCUACCAGACACGCCGCGAAUGUCCACGAUGCGAGCGCCACAGUAUGCUCUAUGGGUUUCCCUGGCCAAAAACAGACCCGGAUCCCCGCAAACUGCUCGAGCGCAAGUCUCAGGGGAAUGGUCGUGGGAAGAAGAACAACAAUGCUCAGGCAAUGGAGUACAGUGCAUACAGGCGGAAAGGGAGAUGUGGGAAAGGGACGUGGGUAGAAGGUGGAGGAGACCCCGAAGAACGGGUCAUGGAUCAUCGCACGAUCCAUCGCUUUGUGUUGCCCGAAGAGGAAAGAGAGUUGACCCGAAAGGGUCUUCUGAAAGAAGCCGAACUUGCUCGGGCGGCGGGAGACCAUGCCUUGGCAGUUUUGGAGGCGAGGAUGCGCGCAGGGUCUAGCUCGCGGGCUCUUAACCACGGAGUUGGGACGGAAAGCGCUACGAGGGACGUGAGUGAGAGUGGGAGUGCGACCCCCGAUGAAUUGAGGAGGAGGAGUAAUCGAUUUGUCACAAGGCCUGUGGGCGUCUACACGGACAAGUUCUAG